Nerophis ophidion (straightnose pipefish) is the source of this 1858-nucleotide messenger RNA. RefSeq names its product linkage group 23 C17orf75 homolog (gene lg23h17orf75). The record is from RefSeq and is a predicted model, not a curated record. Lineage: Eukaryota; Metazoa; Chordata; Actinopteri; Syngnathiformes; Syngnathidae. The transcript has 10 exons. Gene Ontology annotation, cellular component: trans-Golgi network. Bases 280 to 1452 code for a protein of 390 amino acids.
UUUAAGGUUGUACAUUUACAACGCAUGCGCAUUAGCCUCUGUUUACCUUCGAUAUUGCCUAUUAAUGGCUAACAUUUGUUCUUCAAACCACGACAAAAAAACAGCCGUUGUCGAAAUUUGUCAAACUCAGUCUGGUUGAAUGAAAAACCAACACAUUUUUAAUUAACAUUAAAACGACAAUUUAGGACCCGUUUAAUGAACAUUAUAAACGACAAGCUAGCACGUGUUUAAUGAACAUUAAAACGACAAGCUAGCACAUAUUUAACGAACAAAACAAACAUGUUUACGUCGCAAACGUCGUCAUUCCAGGAUUCCAUUGACGUGGAGGAGAGAGAAGACUUUGACAACGAGGACAUUUCAGGCUACAACCAGAAGGUUCAAUUGAACUGCUAUUACGCCAUCUAUCUGUACCAGGGCACAAGAUCUGAGGCUACUGGGGAAAAUGUGUCUUGGAAGCAAGGGCGAGCAGACUCCACAAGCAGUCAGGAGGACUUUAGCUUGACACUGAUUGACAGCAGCCUGCCCAUGGAGGCCGAACCAGAGCUGCGCAUGUACAUCUCCAGGAGGCUGAGCAAAGGAGCCCUGCUCGGAGGAAUGGGGAACAUCGCCACGGUGGAACUCAGUGUUCCAGAGCAGGCAGUGGGCUGCUAUUGUUGCCUCCUGGAGCAGGAAAGAUCCCCCGACCAACCCGAUGCAGACGGCAACGGAUACGUCAUCUGCUUCCUGGGAGGUUCUGAAAAAGGACUCAACUUAUACAGACUGGAGCUCGACAAAUACGUCCAAGGCCUUCACAGCAGCCUGCAAACCCCAGAGCUGCAGAACUUGGAGACAGAGCUGCGUCCCUACCUGAGUCGCUGGUACGAGGAGUCGGUGAUGCACGUUCAGCGCGUGGUGCAGCUGGUCCACUGCAACAUCAGCUUCCUGCUGCACGCUGCCCUGAGUCACAAGCAGGUGGACGUGACCAACGCAGACGAGAGGACCAAAGCGGACGUGUCCAGGUUCAUCAAGGCGGCGAGCCUGCAGGGUCUCUCCCAGCAGGACAGCACAGCAGCCUCUCUGUGCAAGGCCAUGUCCGAGGACACGCACUCUGACCUCAUCAUUGACUGCUCACUGAGCCCGCCCACCCUCGCCAACACCCGAAGUAAUCGUUUCUGCGAUGACUGGAGUCAAGCCUUUCUGAACGCGGCAGAACGAGGAAACCCUUUCCUGCUCCGACAGAUCCUGGAGAACUUCAAACUGAAGGCCAUCCAGGACAUGAACAGCCUCAAGCGGUUUGUGCGUCAGGCAGAGAUGAGCCACUACGCUCUGUUCCGCUGCUGCCAGUUCCUGCAGAGCUGCGGCAACGGCGACGUGCUGCUGCAGAACGCCAAGGCCGAGCACAGCGACCUGCCCGAAGCCUGCCGCAUCAUCAACGUGCUGGAGGAGUUCCUGGGGGAGCAAUUGCCGGCCUGAUGGCGCCAUCAUGACAGCAUCAUCCAGGUGACAUAUGUAAACACUACAUAGAUGGGGGUGGGCCUUUUAUUUAAGGUGCAAAACUACGCUUUGUGGGUAGUGACAGUUUUUCCUCAGUUAAACUAAGAAAUAUUCUACCAUAAUCAUUUUUGUCUGUUAAAUUACGGUCAAUGUGUGAAGUUGUAAUUAUUUUGAAGUGCUUUUCCAUUUGUUGUAGCAGCACACUCCUGUCGUAUUAAGGAUCUUUGAUUAAGGGAUAGACACAACAAAUUAUACGUAAGCUGAAAAAAACAAAACACUAAGUGUAAAAGAAAUAUGUCACCUAGUUGUGAAAAGUGACAUGUACUGUGAAUUUUGUGAAAUUGUACUGUACUAUGUAGAUUAAACAUAUCAUACAACAAUUGCA